AUCAUGUUGGCUAAAGUUGCAGCCUCCAUCCUGCCGCUCACACACAUUUUGCUCUUUGGCUGCAGAGAAGCUGGACUGACUGACUUUUGUGGUUCUGCUUUGAAUGGUUCUUGUGUUGAUGUUUUUUAGUGGUUCUUGUGGUUCUGCUAUCUAGCACGCCUGUAGGUGCUGAAGGGAAGACGCUUUUUGGGAGGUUUUCUGACCAACGAAAGUCGACAACGCGAGAUGACGGCCGCCACCAGGCUUCUGGAGGACAUGUGUCACCUGAGCGCUCAGUCUCUAAACAGACUAGACACGGCAAAGCACUUCAAAGUGGUCAAGCUGCUAGGUCAAGGGUCGUACGGGAAAGUCAUGCUGGCCGUGCACAACAAAAGCGGUACUCCCAUGGCUCUGAAGUUCUUCCCUCGCAAGUCCACUCCCCUGCCGUCCUUCCUGAGGGAGUACAACCUCUCCUUGUGUUUCUGCACGCACCCGUCUCUGAGCCGCGCCGUGGGCAUCGCCUACUUCACGCCCUCGCACUACGUCUUCGCCCAGCAGGCCAGCCUCUUUGGCGACCUCUUCGACAUAAUCGUGCCCGAGGUGGGGCUAGAGGAGGACUGCACCCAGCGGGUGGUGUCGCAGCUAUGCGGCGCCCUGUCCCACCUGCACUCGUUGGGUUUUGUCCACAGAGACGUCAAACCUGAAAACGUCUUCCUGUGUGACUCCGCCUGUCGAUGGGUCAAGCUGGGCGACUUCGGGAUGGUGAAGUCCAAAGGCAGCAAGGUACCAGAGGUGUGGUAUUGCUCCCCCUACUGCACCCCUGAAGCUGAGGUGGCCCGCGGCAACGUGGACAGCCGGAGCGACUGGAAGCCAGACAACAGAGUCCAGGUGAAGACAGACGAGGAGAAGAACCGGCGCCCACGGGUUUUGUCUUCAGUAGAGCCCAGCACGGACACCUGGGCCUUGGGCAUCCUGACCUACGCCAUGCUGACCGGCACCCACCCUUGGGCUCAGACCUGCAGCGACUGCAGCUCCUACCUCAAAUACCUCCAGUGGUUCAACGCUGCCAAGAGCCCUGAGGACGACCUGGACGUGUGGGCGGAGCCACCGCACCCGGACGCGGAUUCACCGAAGACGGACACCGGUGGGAAAGAACGCCCCCUCUUGGCGCCCCAGUUUGCUUGCUUCACCCCGUUGGCCCGUGCUUUCUUCCAUUUGCUCCUUGACCCCAGCCCAGAGACUCGCGGGCGACCCGAGGACGCGCUAGCGUACCUGGGAGGGGCGUGGCUACGGGAGGGGGUUCGCACUCGGAUGGACGAGGAGAGGAGGAAGAGCAGAGGGAAAGGAGCCAUGAAGAACGUGAAGGAGACGGAGGGGAGAGGACAGAGAUGAAGUCAUUGGUUACUUGCUCAGAGGUGCUAAUGCUAAUUAACCUGUAGACUGUAGCAAAGCUUUGCAUUGAACACUGUAGCAACGAUACUUCCCCCAAGGCUUCGACGUGUGAACUGAUGAGGAUGAAAAUGGAUUAGAUCUGGAUCCAUUCUUGAAAUCCUGACCUAGGUUGCUGACGGCUGCCAGCUAACCGUCCAUGCAUAGGCGCCGAUCCCCUGGGUGCUUCGGGGCCCCAGCACCCACGGACAAUGCCGAGCACCCACGCGGGAUUGAUGGCAAAUUCUUUCUCACCACAUGCUCAGAAAAGUAGCGUCAGAUUUAUCGCCCGUCUGAGCACCAACUGGCAGAAAUGUAGAUCGGCGCCUAUGCGUCCAUGUUGUUGAUUAGAAAAGUGUUGACAGGAAGUCCCACGGCCUCCUUGCACACAUGAUGCAACAGGUGAGGUUCUGUAGAGUUGUGCUGCUGGAAGGCCAUCACGUCCUUGUCUGUGUCUAUAUUUGGAUAUUUGAGGGCUGCUGGCAACUUUUCCUGGCCAGCGUAUUCAGCCGAACACACGUCUGACUUCCCUGACCUCCUCACAUUUGGCAGCUGGCUAGUUAGCAUUCAGCUUUAGCGGCACUUUAGCACUGACACUUAGAAUAGGAACAACUUUCUUAAAGAGUUUUUUUUUUUUUUAAUCUUCUAGAUCAGUUGUUCUCAAACUUUUUCACCAAUACUUGGCUCUCUAAGUACAACCAUUGAAAUACAUUAGCGCAGUAGGCCUAAAUCAGUGGUUCUUAACCUUGUUGGAGGUACUGAAUCCCACCAAUUUCAUAUGCGCAUUCACCGAACCCUUCUUUAGUGAAAAAUAAAAUGUUUUUUUCUUAAUUUAAUCUUAAUUUAUAAAUAUUAAUCAUAAAAUUAGUUAUUAUAUUAAAGAAAUACUAAUAAAGAUAUAUUUUACAAACAGAAAGUUACAGGAAUGUACACAUGAUCCCAUGUUUACAUCCCAUUGUGCAACAUGUGAAUGUUUUAGUGGGAACUAAAUGCGAUAUCUGAAAGGGGUACAAAUUAUUUCCAAAACAGGACCCCCACCCAGACAUACAAUACUAGUACACAGCUCAUGAAAAACAAUAUUUUUUUGUUAUUGUCAUUCUAAGUGGGCCAAAACACUUACUGUAUAUUAGAAAAUAAUCUCAUGGAAAUGACUGCUGUCAUUUGAUUAUAAUAAUAAAACAUUUAACUUGUUAUUUAGUCAGGUUUGGGACAGGUGUGCUGCUGGUGUGGCCACAUUGCAUGUGCACGUCAGACGUCGCUCAUAUGUGCUCCACUGAAUGCUCAAGGAGUUUUUACGUUUGCUCACGCAUAUGGAAAAUUAGAGGGAACAUUGUUUGGGGGUAUCCAUAAUACGUCGAUAGGGAGAAGUUUUUAUUUACACGAUGAGUCGGGUGUGUCUUGACCUCCGCGGCGGAGGCUCCGCCGAACCCCUGAGGCCGACUCAUUGAACCCCUGGGGUUCGAUCGAACCCAGGUUAAGAACCACUGGCCUAAAUGUUCAUUGAAAAACAUGGCAGAAGUUUUAUAUGACAAGUAUAUUUAAUAUUUUGGCCACUGUAACGUUACACACAGUCUGACAGCAACAGUGUGUUUUAAUUAUGUGAUUCUUUCUAUUUUGGUACAACACACACACACACACACACACACACACACACACACACACGCACACACACACACACACACACACACACUUAAACCAUUGUGGGUGGCCCUGCGGGCAGUUGGGUAAAGUGUCUUGCCCAAGUACACAACAGCAGUGACGAGGAUGGCGGAAGCGGGGAUUGAACCUGGAACCCUCAAGUUGCUGGCACGGCCGCUCUACCAAGCGAGCCACACCGUCUCAAAAAUAAAUGCUCAGUUGUUUAGUUUAGUCUUUAUUUGAAGGGACAAUGCACAGAAACAUUAAGUUCAAAGACAGAUAUGUUCUGUACCAGAUUAUAGCUAAAUAGCUAAUUUCCAUCUGCAGUCCCUGGCUACCUAAAUUAAAGGGAUACAAAAAUCAUGCAAUAAAAUUAUAACAAUAAAAUCAUACUAUAGCAUGUAAUGAAAUGAAGAAAAGUCAUAAAAUGCCCUUUCCUUGACACAUACUUAAUAUACAAUACAACCACACCUUAUUUACAUCAUCACACAAAGACAAUACAUGCUCUUGUUCACAUCUGUCAUCAUUUGUAAAAACAACCAUGAUUUUAACAGACACACCUCACAGUUUACAACAAAAUGCUCUCAUGGAUAAAUAUAACUUGUUGUAAACUCGAUACGACAUCUUUCAGCAGAGGCUCGCAGGUUUGAACCCUCGGCGUGUCCUGACCCACUUGCCCAAUUCUAGUGUGGACUACCUCCAAACUCGAUGGAGUUUGACCUUUGUUUUGUGCUCCUAUCGUAACCAUGACAACCUGCCUAACCGGGACUUUUAUUUUGGAAGGAGUUCUUCAGGAAGUGCUGUUGUUUUGUUGGACGUACUCACUAAAAUGCGACUGAAAACCAAUAAAGG
Molecule: messenger RNA, 3897 nt
Organism: Entelurus aequoreus (snake pipefish)
Lineage: Eukaryota; Metazoa; Chordata; Actinopteri; Syngnathiformes; Syngnathidae
Product: serine/threonine-protein kinase SBK1
Exons: 5
Coding region: 226-1371 (381 amino acids)
Biological process (GO): peptidyl-serine phosphorylation; peptidyl-threonine phosphorylation
Molecular function (GO): ATP binding; protein serine/threonine kinase activity
Source: RefSeq, a predicted model, not a curated record